This is a messenger RNA of Laccaria bicolor S238N-H82, 174 nucleotides long. RefSeq lists its product as uncharacterized. The record is from RefSeq and is a predicted model, not a curated record. Lineage: Eukaryota; Fungi; Basidiomycota; Agaricomycetes; Agaricales; Hydnangiaceae. The transcript has 2 exons. The coding region runs from base 1 to 174 and encodes 57 amino acids.
AUGGUCAAGUGCCCAGCUUGUCCUCAUCCUGGAUGCAAUCUCCCUGACAACUGGGAAAAAGCAGGGCCUUUACUAUUCUUGUAUGCCCUCUUCAUCACUGUCAAUGGAAACUUCAAACUCAAAGGCAAAGAACGGCAUCUUAAAGAUGUGGAGCUGAUGCUGGGAUGGGGGUAG